Molecule: messenger RNA, 7131 nt
Organism: Xiphias gladius (swordfish)
Lineage: Eukaryota; Metazoa; Chordata; Actinopteri; Istiophoriformes; Xiphiidae
Product: formin-2-like
Exons: 20
Coding region: 1-4671 (1556 amino acids)
Biological process (GO): intracellular transport
Cellular component (GO): cytoplasm; nucleus; endoplasmic reticulum membrane
Source: RefSeq, a predicted model, not a curated record
AUGGGCAACCAGGAGGCUAAGCAAAAGAAAGCUGCAGCAGCAUCGGGUAAUGGAAGCUACCCCUCACUGGAUGAAGGAUGGAGAGAGGGAGGAGGGGAUAUGACAAAAAAGGGAGGAAAGAAACUCCACGGUAAGCAUGGAGGUAAAGGAGCAGGCAGCAAUGGAGGAGGAGGUGGAAUAUAUGGCACAGGACUGGGAAAGAAAAAAAACAAAUCUGAGUCCAAGCCCUCUGUUUUCUCCAUUCGCAAGAGAAAGAGCAAUCUAAAAGGAAAAGGAGACACGUGUUCAUCAGUAACAGGCUCAAAGGAGGACGUUUUAGCCUUUCAACAUGGGGAGUUGGACAGCACAAAAACACCUGAUUUGUCUGCAGAUGACCUCGGACAGUCAGACACUGAGUUUGUUUUCCCUGAGAAGAAUAAAAAAGUAGAGCAAGGAAAAAAGGAUGGAGAUGGCGGAGGAGGAAAGCAGAAGCCAGAGAUGCAGCAGAAAGCUUCAAUAUCAGCACCCUCUCCCACAGAGGAUGGAGGGCAGAAGGGAGGGAGUUCGGGGUCAGACACAGAUAUUUAUAGCUUUCACUCAGCAGCUGACCAUGAAGAUCUGCUAGCGGACAUCCAGCUCACUAUAAGGCUGCAACACCAACAGCAGCAGGGCGUGGUUAACUCAAUUGUGGAAGCACAGGGGGGGGGGGUGGGGGAUCUGAACUGGGGAGAAGGAGAGGGGAGGAGGAAGCAGAGUAAUGGAGUAGUUAAAUUAACUCUUCCUGAGGCACUUGACCUGACCCCUGAAUUAGAACUGGGGUCUGAUGUCUUGUCAUUCCUAGAGACAGGAAUUCUGUCGGGCUCUGUCAAGCACAUGGACCAUCCUCCAACACUACACCCCCUCGUCCACACAAAAGUCCAUGAGAGGAGGGAGGAGAAGGAGGAGGAGGUGGAGCAUCUGGAACUAAAUGAGAAGGGACAGAGGGAGAGAGAGAGAGAAGCCUCUCUUUGUGUUAUCAUAGGAAUAGAAGACCAGCAUGCUCGGGUACAGCAGCCCCCUCACACAGCCAUCACCAUGGCUACGAUGGGUGGGGCAGCAGUCAGCCCAGUCACCAUGACAACCAAUUAUAACAGCUUCCCUGAUCACACAUUUGAUAGUGCUGGGAAAACCCCAUUGGAGCAGGAGGAAACAGACGGUGAAUCCCCUCAGGAGGAGAAGGAGCCUAGGGUGAAUGUGAAUUUCAUUCCUUUGCCCGCAGACAGCCACAACAGAAGUCCUGACGCCACUGAGGGGCUGAAGCCAGGGACCCUGUUUGAAGAAGGUGAGGGUCAGUUGGGCCUGGGCAUUAGUGCAGACUCCCUUGAGGACUGCCUAAGUACUAGCUCUGAACUCAAGUCUGCUGCUGCCAGAGCCAGUUCCUCCCCCUGCACCCAGCAGUGCAGGAGGAGCAGCAUCUGCUUCAUCCCGCUGCCUCCCCAGGAGAGCCCCACAUUGGCCAAAAGAAUCCUCAGGUUCACCCACUCCUCCACCUCCUCUAGCCCUGUGGUGAAACCCUACCCUCCUAUCUUCCCGUCCUACAUAAAGACCACCACCAGACAGCUCAGCUCCCCAGGACACUCCCCAGCCCUGUCCCCCUCCCACAGCCCACUGUCCCAGCGCAGAGCCCACCAUCACCUCCACAGGAUGAUGGCUGAAGGUCAUCAGGUCUGUAGACAGCGCUCUCAAAGCCUUGCUGGGCCUCUGAGUCGCUCAGCUGACUGGACAGAAGAGCUUGAGAGGAGGCUGCGGAGCAGAGAGGAGGAUGGUGGAGGCUCUGGUGGUUUUGGAGAAUAUCUGGUGGGCUACAGAGGAGGAGGCAGUCAGCCCAUAUGUGCAACCAGAAGAUCUUCCUGUGGUCAGGUUACCUGCAGCUUUCAGGAUGUCUUUACAGGUCGAACCUUGCUGGAGAAGCUGUUCCUGCAGCAGCAUCAGGAGGAGCCGGAGGAGGCUGAGAGGCUGUGCUCCAGGAUCUUGGCCAUGGGUCUCCUGCUGCCAUUCACUGACUGCUUCAGAGAGCAGCUGGGUGGCAGCACUGCCCACAUCACCUCCGUGCCAUCAGCCAAGUUUGAUCAUGACCAGUUGUAUACAUGGGCAGCAGUUAACCAGCCACCACACUCCUUGGAUCCUCUUGAUGGGAAGCUACCUGGGCAGAUCAAGGGCCCCUGGCCCCCAGCCAGGCCUGGUUCAGAAAAUAGGACUGGAUUCAAAUCCACAGAGGCUGGUAAUAACAACACUUACACAUAUUCUGGAAUGGGUAGAUCAGUGGGCAGGCAGGAAUUUUUCUGGAGGGGCAGAGGGAAGCCGGUUGCACAUGGAGAGGGAGCCGUGUGGAGAGCAGGGAAUUUAGGAGAAGGAGUAGAUGACUUGCAGGCAGAACACCAUGCAGCCAUCUUGGGUGUGAGGCAACACCAGAAGCAGAGCCAAGAUUGUCCGGAGGACCGUGUCCUUCCUUCAGCAAAACUGAAGGAAAAACAUGUUAAUGUCAUCCAACAGUUGGAACAAACCAUAGAAGACCUCAGGACUAAGAUUGCUGAGCUAGAGCGACAGCCCCCUCUGCAUGUCAGGGACAGUAUAAAACACACAACCUUCACUACAGAUAAGGAGUGUGGAGGAGAGGAGGGCCUGCUGAGGCCUGUGUGUGAUGUUCACCUGCAGACAGAUGUUGCUCCAUCUCUUGGCUGCCUGAAGGCCAAGUCGGUGCAGACAUCACCCAUGGAUGACAACUUUGAGUUCAAAGUACCUUGUAGUGAGCUGGGUAGAGGGAAGAGCUUUCUACAGCCCCCACCCAGGCAAGACAGCUUCCAAUGUUCAUGUCAGCAGCAGCCUCUUCCUCCGCCUCUGCCUUCCCUUCCGGGAGGAGUAGUGCCUCCUAAUCCAGGACAGAAUGUAGUACCUCCUCCACCACCACCUCCUCCUCCACCAUUACCAGUAGGCUCAAUGCUAGCCCCUCCACCACCACCUCCUCUACUACCUGGUUCAGCAGUUCCUCCUCCUCCCCUUCCUGGUGGCCUUGUCCCACCCCCACCCCCUCCUCUCCCUGGUGGCAUUGCUCCACCCACACCUACUCCUCCUCCCCUUCCUGGUGGCCUUCUCCCACCCCCACCCCCUACUAUCUCUGGUGGCAUUGCCCCUCCCCCCCCCCCUCCUCCAUUACCAGGCCUUGGAGGCCCACCUCCUCCACCACCACCUCCUGGCUUUGGUCCUCCUCCUCCCCCUCCUCCACCAGGAGCUAUCUUUGUUCCUCCAGCUUUUCCAGGAUCUCUGGGCACCUUGCCUCCUCCUCUGCCGUUGGGGCUGUAUGCUAUGGGUUUGACUCAGGAGAAACCACCCAGGAAGGCUUUGGUUGAGCCACCCAGACCCAUGAAGCCACUGUACUGGACCAGGAUCCAACUGCACACCAAAAAGGAGGUUUCUUCUUCCUUGGUCUGGGAGACAAUUGAGGAGCCUGAUGUGGACUUUGGGGAGUUUGUAGAGUUGUUCUCGAAAACAGCUGUAAAGGAGAAGAAGCAGCCGCUCUCUGACACUAUCACCAAGUCCAAGACCAAACAGGUUGUGAAGCUCCUAAACAACAAGCGUUCUCAGGCAGUAGGAAUCCUCAUGUCCUCCCUGCACCUUGAUAUGAAGGAUAUCCAGCAUGCCAUCCUGAACCUGGACUACACAGUAGUGGACCUGGAGACCCUGCAGGCCCUGUAUGAAAAUAGGGCACAGCAGGAGGAGCUGGACAAGAUUGAAAGGUGCAUCAAGCCCUCUAAAGACAAAGAGAAUGCUAAACCUCUGGACAAACCUGAGCAGUUUCUCUACCAGCUCUCUGUGAUUCCAAACUUCUCUGGCAGAGUUUUCUGCAUUCUUUUCCAGUCCAGCUUCUCUGAGUGCAUGUCAUCUAUAUUGAGGAAACUGGAGACACUGCAGAGGGUAUGCAAGGUGUUACAGGACAGUGAGACAGUGAAGCAGGUUCUAGGUCUGGUUCUGGCCUUUGGUAACUUCAUGAAUGGUGGUAAUCGAACCAGAGGCCAAGCUGAUGGCUUCACCCUUGACAUCCUGCCCAAACUCAAAGAUGUCAAGAGCAGUGACAGCACGAAAAGUCUUCUGUCUUACAUUGUUGCAUACUACCUCAGACACUUUGAUGAAGAUGCUGGGAGGGAGACUUGUGUGUAUCCUCUCCCUGAGCCUCAUGAUUUGUUCCAGGCUUCACAAAUGAAGUUUGAAGACUUUCAGAAAGACCUGACUCGACUCAGGAAGGACCUCAGAGCUUGUACAUCAGAAGUAGAAAAGGUGUGCAAAGUUUCAGAUGAGGAUAACUUGCAGCCUUUCAAAGACAAGAUGGAGGACUUCCUUAAACAAGCUAAAGGUGAACUGGAGACCCUGGAAGAUCAACUCAGCAGCACUCACAAACUGUUCCUGGAGCUCACAGUGUUCUUCUCAGUGAGGGCCAAGGCAGGAGAGAAGGAGGUUUCAACCAAUACAUUCUUCUGCAUCUGGCACGAGUUCUCAUCCGAUUUUAAGGACCAGUGGAAGAAGGAGAACAAAACCAUUCUCAAGGAGAGGUUAAAAGCAGCAGAAGAGUGCUUCCGCCAGGCCAAGGAGAAGGCUUCCUACAGCGUCAAACCUAAACACGCCUCUGGCAUCAAAGCCAAGCUUGGCAUGAAGAUUUGACUCUGUAGGUUUGGCAUGCUUCUUUUCCUGUCUUUGGGCACCAGCAGUGAGUCAAAGACAAAAAAGUAUUAAGAGGACGGAAGAGAAAAAAAGGAAAGGACAGCACAAAAGUGGAUGGCAUGUACUGUAUGUACAGCUGAGCCUACUUUGGAUAUCUUGUUUCAUUAAUUUAUUUCUCGUUGAUCAGUUUUCUCUGCUCUAUCAGCCUGUUGCCUUACGUUCCUGUCCUCUCCAUUUGAUAACUGAAUCAAACACAAUCAUGGAAGGGUGCUGCUGCAGGGCCACCAGGAACCAGGAAUCAUGGACUGUUGGGAUCAUCACAACUCAGACGCAUUACAUACAUUGCACAUUAACUGGAAUAACAUCACACUGUCUGUGCAGCCUCUAAUCCUGCAUUUAUGAAAUAAAAAAAGAAGACUACUUGUUCAAAAUCUGACCGAUUUGCAAAAGCAACAAUGACAUGACUCAGUAUUACAUUAUUAACAUUGACUGUAACUGUCUGACAGGCCACAUGGUGUUAUUUAAAUUCAAAUCAAAGCCACAGCUGUUCGAAUGACCGUCCCCAACAGUAUUGCUGAGUCAUUUUUGACAAUGCGAAAAAAAAACCCCAACAACCCAAAAAAGCCCCACAAAAAACACAACAAAAACAAACACACAACUACAGCUAUUUAAGUUAUAAUCCAUAAGAUUUCAGUCCUGGUUGAUUUGGCAACACCUGUGGGUGUUGGUCGUAUUGGCAGGUGUGUCGUAAUAAUACAGGUCCCACCAUUCUGUAAAUUACAGGUUAUCGAGCACUGGGGGCAGCAAACACACCAUGGGCAGCUAUCAGUCAUAAAUAUAACAGAAGCUGGUGUAUCUGUUUCAGACAUCAAAAUAAUGAAGUCAUGAUCGAAUACUGUUUUCCACAUUACAUGAAAAGAAUGUAAUGCAGAAGACAAAUGAAGAAUGUAUUUGUCUUCUGUAUCACAUCCGGUACAUGAAUGCAUCCAUUCCUGUGAAUCCCUUGUGUGUGGGUUUGAAUUUGUGGAUUUUCAUCCUGCACUCUGCUACUAACAAUGAAAAUCAAUGUGAAAACAGAGUAUAAACACAACCCAAGCCUUAAAUAGUAUCAGCAAUAGUCAUUACUAUUAAAAUCUUACGGAUUAACUUCAAACAUUUAAACAUUCAGAUCCACCAGAUGUGAACACUUGUUUGCUAUAAAUUUCUGUGAACAUAGCUUGAGAACCAUUGAUAUAACAGUACAAGGUUUAGGAGGAUGUAAGACUACAAAACUCACCUGAAACAUGACCAGUGUUCAUCUGCAGUAACAGUGUUCAUCUGUUUAGUUGGGACAACAUGCGUUUGUCUUACUUUUCUACAAAACAUACUUUCAACAUCUUCAUUACAUACAUUAAGAAUAAUGGAUCUUUGUUCUAAAAGGUGCAAAUAUGGUUCCACAGUGGUAGCCAUAGGAGAAUGGCAAACACCUACAAUCCCCCAUUUGUGUUACCUCCUCAAAGGAGCUUAUGUUUUCAGUCAUGUGUGAUUAACUUUUGGCAUGGGUAGCACCAUCAUAUUGCCAUUUAAGCAACAUUUUGUCAGUGCAAGAUAAAUUUCAUGAUGGACACAGAUAUUUCUGCUAAACAGGUUUUCCUAAUAUUUUUAAUUUUUUUAAAUUAGUUUUGGAAAACAGUGUUUAUUCGCUCUUUUUAUACAUUCAUCAAAUAAUUUUUUUCUUGGAAUUAGGCCUUAGCGUGUGAAGCUUUUCCAACAAGUACACAGAGAUUUUUGAAUCUUCAAAAAUCAGCAGCUAUUGAUGUAACAUAGGACUACAGUAACUGGUAUUGAUAAGAAGCACUUAGUGAUAUGGUGAUAUAAUCAACAACUCCAACAUGCUAUGUUGAAAAGUAACAGAAAUGUGCGUUACCCCAAACAACAGCCAUGAACACAUACUUCUAAAAAACAAAGUAAAUCUUCUAUGUGGUCACCUUGAUAUCUUAGCAUACUCUUCAUGGACUCUCACACAUUACCACAAUGCUGUUUGUUGACUCUAUAUUUUGACUGUCCAAUCAGAUUUAGCCUCUCAGUAGAAAAUCUAACACAGUAUGCAUUUUUACAGCGGUGUUGACGGGCAGGAGAAGUGUACUUACAUGUGUAAUGUGUAAUCUUAGUGUAUUUCAGUGACAUGCCAUAUCAUAAUAGAUAUACCAUAGGAAGUGUGUGUGUGUGUGUGUGUGUGUGUGUAUGUGUGUGUGUGUGUGUGUGUGCGUGCGUGCGUGCGUGCGUGCGUGUUUGUCAUCAUCUGGUUGAUCACAUCUUUAUGGUUGAUAGCUGUGUAAUGAAAGAUGUGUAUACUGCAUUGAAUUACAGCUAUUGAAUUGGUUGCAGAAAUUAUGACUUUAUUAAUAUAAAGUAAUAAAUUGUUAAAAAAUGAUUUUGAGCCAGGUUUUUGUGUUUCUGUCAAUGAUGUCCUCCUCUGUU